This is a messenger RNA of Exophiala bonariae, 1152 nucleotides long. RefSeq lists its product as uncharacterized. The transcript is spliced from 3 exons. The record is from RefSeq and is a predicted model, not a curated record. Bases 1 to 1152 code for a protein of 383 amino acids. NCBI's taxonomy places the organism in Eukaryota, Fungi, Ascomycota, Eurotiomycetes, Chaetothyriales, Herpotrichiellaceae.
AUGAUUUUGGUCGCCCAGAACCAUGUUCCAAAAAUUAGCUGGCCUCCGGAAGCGGUGAACAAACUUCUUGAAUUUGUUGAUGAGAAUAAAGGCGAGGAUGGGGUUCUGAUCCGAGGUGCCGUGAUGACCUUCAGUUCAUGGGCAGAACGACUCCGUGAGCAGUAUGCUCAGGUCCCAGCUUUCGGCCGUCGUCUUCAGGCCAAGAACGUCGAAAGCAAGCUCAAGUCGCUCUGGACAACGUACAAGGCUGGAAAGUAUGGCAAGAAAGCCCCACUCAAACACUUCUACAUGCUCGGCACUGGAGCUCUGGACAUGGAGAAACUCAAAAAACAGCAAGAAAAGUAUCUCAUAUCGCAAGAAGAUAGUAUUUAUGUCGAAGGCUUAUCAGGCAUAAUCCAGCAACGACCUGUCGGUCAGGCAUGCGUGCUUAAGUCAUUAAUUGGCUACACUGUGAAUCUUUGGUGUUUAUAUCCAACACUAGAGCACAAGGGCUUUUUUAAAGACCUCAAGGACCCUGAACUAGACGACUUCAUAGACCAGUUGUAUGGGCCAAAUAUUCUGAGCAUUGUGCCGCCCGGGCGCCGCGCGAAUCCCGUCUGGGCUCUCGAAAAGCUGCAUGCGACGAGAGUCAGCGAAUCGCGUCGAAUGGCGAAUGAGAUGGUGCAGUACCUACCCUUUUUCGUUCCCGAUAUGUCCACUGCCGUGUGGGACACACUCAUGGGCGAGGCUUUGAUCUCUCUUCCGUUGACUACUGGUCCUACUGAGGAAUACCGCCGCCAGUUUACAUGGGCAGAUCUGUCUGACGCCGCCGUCAAAAUCGCCGGAAGUAGGCUCAAACGUCUUCUGGAGAGCUUAUAUCGUGAUGCUCUAGACUUCAGAUUUGAAACUUACAUGGAUAACUCCGUGGAAUAUAAGUUCAAUUUCCCAACAUUCACGGAUGUGUACCAGAAUGAACAGCACAUUGCGGCAACGACUGACGAGGAAUUCCCACAUGGCCACGUGCUGUUGGGAUAUUGGCCAAUGAUCAGAAAAAGAUAUCGUGAUAAACCUGGGCCCUUCGAAGGCGAGUGGAAAAAGCAUUCCGAUGGAGUGGCGAUUUUCAUGGACCCGUCGACAAAGGACCUUCCCCAAGGCGCCUUCAACCAUGGCUAG